Adineta steineri is the source of this 468-nucleotide messenger RNA. NCBI's taxonomy places the organism in Eukaryota, Metazoa, Rotifera, Eurotatoria, Adinetida, Adinetidae. The record is from the annotation of a GenBank genome assembly.
AUGACUUGUUCUUAUAUGGUAAUAUGGCUCGAUGCGAAUGCAAAUGAUGGUAUCAGUAGUUUUCGUGCAAAACUAACUGAAGAUUCUUCUCAACAAGUCAAAAUCUUUGUUGAUGCCGAUCAAUGUGUUACAUUUAUUCAAACAAAUGCUAAUCAAAAGAUUUUUUUCAUUCUUUCUGGUUCAUUUGGUUCAAAAGUUGUACCAUUAAUUUAUGAUUAUGAACAUAUAUAUCAAAUAUAUAUAUAUUGUGCUUCAAUUGCUAAGCAUACUAGUUGGGCCAUAGAUUAUACUGACAAAAUAUUAAUGUUCGAGCAUGAAAAUGAUUUAUUUGAAAGACUUUUCAAUGAAGUCGUAGCAUAUUUACAUCAGCAAGCUGAACAAUAUCUCAAACAAGCUGACCAACAUCUUAAACAAGCUAAUCUUUGUAAAGAUCGUGCACAACUAUUUAAACAAAAACCAUGUGGGUAA